Linum tenue is the source of this 428-nucleotide messenger RNA. The record is from the annotation of a GenBank genome assembly. NCBI's taxonomy places the organism in Eukaryota, Viridiplantae, Streptophyta, Magnoliopsida, Malpighiales, Linaceae.
CCACGAUUGCAAAGAUAAUAUACAGAAAGCCGGAACGAGAGAGAAAGCUACUUUUUGAAGCGGAUAACAGCAGCGGAAGCUGAUACAGCUCAGCGAACUUACGAGGGAGAGCUGAUCAAUGGCGGAGGAAUGUCGAGCGGCUCCACCGUCGUUCACGGAAUCCAGAAAUAGAAAGCGUUUCCUGUUAUAUCGGUCCGGCAGUGGAGGUUUUUUUUGGUUUCUGGCCGGCGUAGUUGGAACGAUCGCUGUGGCGGGAUAUAUAAACAGGCCAGCUGGCGGCGGAGAAGGUAAAGAGAGCGAUCUGAUCGGAUAGAGCCGAUCGGUUUUCAAUUUAUUAUUAUUCGGUUUUUUUUUUUUUGUUGGGUUGGGAAUUUUGGGCUAUCGAGGAGGAUAAUGCGGAAGGUGUGAAGGAAGGUGCGAGGGAAGUU